Camelus dromedarius (Arabian camel) is the source of this 8122-nucleotide messenger RNA. RefSeq names its product TATA-box binding protein associated factor 1 (gene TAF1). Gene Ontology annotation, cellular component: transcription factor TFIID complex. The record is from RefSeq and is a predicted model, not a curated record. Gene Ontology annotation, molecular function: RNA polymerase II general transcription initiation factor binding; RNA polymerase II general transcription initiation factor activity; histone acetyltransferase activity. The transcript is spliced from 39 exons. Lineage: Eukaryota; Metazoa; Chordata; Mammalia; Artiodactyla; Camelidae. Gene Ontology annotation, biological process: transcription by RNA polymerase II; RNA polymerase II preinitiation complex assembly; DNA-templated transcription initiation. Bases 1043 to 6448 code for a protein of 1801 amino acids.
GGUGGAUCGGCUCAGAAUAGGUGAAGUGAGGAGAGUUGAGGGUGUUCAGGAAACGAGACUAGAGGGCUAUGUGGCCCUCCCUCAGUGAGAGGGCGCACUUAACGAAAGACAAGAGGAUAAGAGAAGCGAGUAGAUUGUGCAGUAACAUAGAGUGAGGGGGCUCAGUUCUGGGUGAGGGUGGGGAGAAGAGAGGCAAACCAUAGGCAAGCCCCAGUAGGUCAGGGGCGGUGAUACGAGUGCCUUUGGAGAUACUUUUUCCUGACCAGGCCGUAGGAAAAACAGCUUAACCUAGUGAGGUUGCUUUGAAACCGUUACUGUGAGAACCUUGGAGAUUCUUGAAACUGGCUGCGUUUGUGACAUCGCUGACUAACGGUGGCUCUAGAACAAGAGGACUGGACCUGCAACAAAUAGUGUGAUUCAGGCCCCAGUUCUUAGAACAGUCAAUGUUCAAACCAUCCAGGACAGACCCCCUUCUGGUCCCAAAGCACUUCUUACAUAGUUUUCCUACUGUUCACUGACAUUCAUGAAAUUGUUUCCUGUGUCCAACCGAAACUCACCUAUUUUCACUUGAAUUCAUUUUCUCAAGGAGAAAGUACUGACCCAUAUUCUUCCUCUCCUGCAACACACGCAAAAGAUAGAAAAAAAGUUUUUGCCUUGCCUUUUUAAAUUAGAAUAACCUCAGUUGCUAUAGUCUAUUCAGGGAACUGCUGCUCCAUUCAUUUAGUCUUGGUGGUUCCUUGAAUAAUCUUUUUUACAUUACUUUAAAGGGUGAUGAUGAAGUUGGGCAGGACAUGUUAAUAAAGAUCUGAUCAACGUGCUGCUCCUUUUAGCACACUGCCAGGAGUGUAAGAAGCACUUGGCAGGCCUGGGGGCUUUGGGUCUGGGCAGCCUGAUCACUGAACUCACGGCAAAUGAAGAAUUGACUGGGACUGAUGGUGCCCUGGUAAAUGAUGAAGGAUGGAUCAGGAGUACAGAAGAUGCUGUGGACUAUUCAGACAUCAAUGAGGUAGCAGAAGAUGAAAGCCGAAGAUAUCAGCAGACAAUGGGGAGCUUGCAGCCCCUUUGCCACUCAGAUUAUGAUGAGGAUGACUAUGAUGCUGACUGUGAAGACAUUGAUUGCAAGUUGAUGCCUCCUCCACCUCCACCUCCAGGACCAAUGAAGAAGGAUAAGGACCAGGAUGCUAUGACUGGUGUGUCUGAGGAUGGAGAAGGCAUCAUCUUGCCCUCCAUCAUUGCCCCUUCCUCUUUGGCCUCAGAGAAAGUGGACUUCAGUAGUUCCUCUGACUCAGAAUCUGAGAUGGGACCUCAGGAAGCAACACAGGCAGAAUCUGAGGAUGGAAAGCUGACCCUACCACUGGCUGGGAUUAUGCAGCAUGAUGCCACCAAGCUGUUGCCGAGUGUCACGGAACUUUUCCCAGAAUUUCGUCCCGGGAAGGUGCUACGCUUCCUACGUCUUUUUGGACCGGGGAAGAACGUCCCAUCUGUUUGGCGGAGCGCUCGGAGAAAGAGGAAGAAGAAGCACCGUGAGCUGAUACAGGAAGAGCAGACCCAGGAGAUGGAGUGCUCAGUAGAGUCAGAAGUCAGCCAGAAGUCUCUGUGGAACUACGACUAUGCUCCGCCACCGCCUCCAGAACAGUGUCUCUCUGAUGAUGAAAUCACAAUGAUGGCUCCCGUGGAGUCCAAGUUUUCCCAGUCAACUGGAGAUAUAGAUAAAGUGACAGACACCAAACCAAGAGUGGCUGAAUGGCGUUAUGGGCCUGCCCAACUGUGGUAUGAUAUGCUGGGUGUCCCUGAAGAUGGCAGUGGGUUUGACUAUGGCUUCAAACUGAGAAAGAUGGAUCAUGAACCUGUGAUAAAGUGUAGGAUGGUGGAGGACUGCAGGAAACUUGAGGAAAGCAAUGGCACUGAUCUUCUGGCUGAUGAAAACUUCCUGAUGGUGACACAGCUGCACUGGGAGGAUGAUAUCAUCUGGGAUGGGGAGGAUGUCAAACACAAAGGAACAAAACCUCAGCGUGCAAGCCUGGCGGGCUGGCUUCCUUCCAGCAUGACUAGGAAUGCCAUGGCUUACAAUGUUCAGCAAGGUUUUGUAGCAACCCUGGAUGAUGACAAGCCUUGGUACUCCAUUUUUCCCAUUGACAAUGAGGAGCUGGUAUACGGACGCUGGGAGGACAAUAUCAUUUGGGAUGCUCAGGCCAUGCCGCGGCUCUUGGAGCCUCCUGUUUUGACACUUGAUCCCAAUGAUGAGAACCUCAUUUUGGAAAUUCCUGAUGAGAAAGAAGAGGCUACUUCUAACUCCCCCUCCAAAGAGAGUAAGAAGGAAUCAUCCCUGAAGAAGAGUCGAAUUCUCUUAGGGAAAACAGGAGUCAUCAAGGAGGAGCCACAGCAGAACAUGUCUCAGCCAGAAGUGAAAGACCCAUGGAAUCUCUCCAAUGAUGAAUAUUACUACCCUAAGCAACAAGGUCUUCGAGGCACCUUUGGAGGAAAUAUUAUCCAGCACUCAAUUCCUGCUGUGGAAUUACGGCAGCCCUUCUUUCCCACCCACAUGGGGCCCAUCAAACUCCGGCAGUUCCAUCGCCCACCUCUAAAGAAGUACUCUUUUGGGGCACUGUCUCAGCCAGGUCCCCACUCAGUCCAGCCCUUGCUAAAGCACAUCAAGAAGAAGGCUAAGAUGAGAGAACAAGAGAGGCAAGCUUCAGGUGGUGGAGAGAUGUUUUUUAUGCGUACACCUCAGGACCUCACAGGCAAAGAUGGAGAUCUUAUUCUUGCAGAAUAUAGUGAGGAAAAUGGACCAUUAAUGAUGCAGGUUGGCAUGGCAACCAAGAUAAAAAACUAUUAUAAGCGGAAACCAGGAAAGGAUCCCGGAGCCCCAGAUUGUAAAUAUGGAGAGACUGUUUACUGCCAUACAUCUCCUUUCCUUGGCUCUCUCCAUCCUGGCCAAUUACUGCAGGCAUUUGAGAACAACCUUUUUCGUGCCCCAAUUUAUCUUCAUAAGAUGCCAGAAACUGACUUCCUUAUCAUUCGCACCAGACAAGGUUACUAUAUUCGAGAAUUAGUGGAUAUUUUUGUGGUUGGCCAGCAGUGCCCCUUGUUUGAAGUUCCUGGGCCCAACUCCAAAAGGGCCAAUACACAUAUCCGAGACUUUCUCCAGGUUUUUAUUUACCGCCUGUUCUGGAAGAGUAAAGAUCGGCCUCGGCGGAUCCGAAUGGAAGAUAUAAAAAAAGCCUUUCCUUCCCACUCAGAGAGCAGCAUCCGGAAGAGGCUAAAGCUCUGCGCUGACUUCAAACGCACAGGCAUGGACUCAAACUGGUGGGUGCUGAAGUCUGAUUUUCGUUUACCAACUGAAGAGGAGAUCAGAGCUAUGGUGUCUCCAGAGCAGUGCUGUGCUUAUUAUAGCAUGAUAGCUGCAGAGCAGCGACUGAAGGAUGCUGGCUAUGGUGAGAAGUCCUUUUUUGCUCCAGAAGAGGAAAAUGAGGAAGACUUCCAGAUGAAGAUUGAUGAUGAGGUUCGCACUGCUCCUUGGAACACCACAAGGGCCUUCAUUGCUGCCAUGAAGGGCAAGUGUCUCCUGGAGGUGACUGGGGUAGCAGAUCCCACAGGGUGUGGUGAAGGAUUCUCCUAUGUGAAGAUUCCAAACAAACCAACACAGCAGAAGGAUGAUAAAGAGCCUCAGCCAGUGAAGAAGACAGUGACAGGAACAGAUGCAGACCUCCGUCGCCUUUCACUGAAAAAUGCCAAGCAGCUUCUACGUAAAUUUGGUGUUCCCGAGGAAGAGAUUAAAAAGUUGUCCCGCUGGGAAGUGAUUGAUGUAGUACGCACAAUGUCAACAGAACAGGCCCGCUCUGGAGAGGGGCCCAUGAGUAAAUUUGCCCGUGGAUCGAGGUUUUCUGUGGCUGAGCAUCAAGAGCGUUACAAAGAGGAAUGUCAGCGCAUCUUUGACCUGCAGAACAAGGUUUUGUCAUCAACCGAAGUCUUAUCAACUGACACAGACAGCAGCUCAGCUGAAGACAGUGACUUUGAGGAAAUGGGAAAGAACAUCGAGAACAUGUUGCAGAAUAAGAAAACCAGCUCUCAGCUGUCACGUGAGCGGGAGGAGCAGGAGCGGAAGGAACUACAGCGGAUGCUACUGGCAGCAGGCUCAGCAGCAGCAGGAAACAAUCACAGAGAUGAUGACACAGCUUCUGUGACUAGCCUUAACUCUUCUGCCACUGGCCGUUGUCUGAAGAUUUAUCGCACAUUUCGAGAUGAGGAGGGGAAAGAGUAUGUUCGCUGUGAGACGGUCCGAAAGCCAGCUGUCAUUGAUGCCUAUGUGCGCAUACGGACCACAAAAGAUGAGGAGUUCAUUCGAAAAUUUGCCCUUUUUGAUGAACAGCAUCGAGAAGAGAUGCGAAAAGAGCGGCGGAGGAUUCAGGAGCAACUGAGGAGGCUUAAACGGAACCAGGAAAAGGAGAAGCUUAAGGGUCCUCCUGAGAAGAAGCCCAAAAAAAUGAAAGAACGUCCUGACCUAAAACUGAAAUGUGGGGCUUGUGGUGCCAUUGGGCACAUGAGGACAAACAAAUUCUGCCCUCUUUACUAUCAAACAAAUGCUCCACCUUCCAACCCUGUUGCCAUGACAGAGGAGCAGGAGGAGGAAUUGGAGAAGACGGUCAUUCAUAACGAUAAUGAAGAACUUAUCAAGGUUGAGGGGACUAAGAUUGUCUUGGGGAAACAACUAAUUGAGAGUGCAGAUGAGGUUCGCAGAAAAUCUCUGGUUCUCAAGUUCCCUAAGCAGCAACUUCCUCCCAAGAAGAAACGGCGAGUUGGAACCACUGUUCACUGUGACUAUUUGAAUAGACCUCAUAAGUCCAUCCACCGGCGCCGGACAGACCCCAUGGUGACAUUGUCAUCCAUCUUGGAGUCUAUCAUCAAUGACAUGAGAGAUCUUCCAAAUACAUACCCUUUCCACACUCCAGUCAAUGCAAAAGUUGUAAAAGACUACUACAAAAUCAUCACUCGGCCCAUGGACUUACAGACACUCCGUGAAAAUGUGCGUAAACGCCUCUACCCAUCUCGGGAAGAGUUCAGAGAGCAUUUGGAGCUAAUUGUGAAAAAUAGUGCAACCUACAAUGGGCCGAAGCACUCAUUGACCCAGAUCUCUCAAUCCAUGCUGGAUCUUUGUGAUGAAAAACUUAAAGAGAAAGAAGACAAAUUGGCUCGUUUGGAGAAAGCUAUCAACCCCUUGCUGGAUGAUGAUGACCAAGUGGCAUUUUCUUUCAUUCUGGACAACAUUGUUACCCAGAAAAUGAUGGCAGUUCCAGAUUCUUGGCCAUUUCAUCACCCAGUUAAUAAGAAGUUUGUUCCAGAUUAUUAUAAAGUGAUUGUCAGUCCAAUGGAUUUAGAGACCAUACGUAAGAAUAUCUCCAAGCACAAGUAUCAGAGUCGGGAGAGCUUUCUAGACGAUGUCAACCUUAUUCUGGCCAACAGUGUUAAAUAUAAUGGGCCUGAAAGUCAGUAUACUAAGACUGCUCAGGAGAUUGUGAACGUCUGUUACCAGACAUUGACUGAGUACGAUGAGCAUUUGACUCAACUUGAGAAGGAUAUUUGUACAGCUAAAGAAGCAGCACUGGAGGAAGCAGAAUUAGAAAGCUUGGAUCCAAUGACCCCAGGGCCUUACACACCCCAGCCUCCUGAUUUGUAUGAUACCAACACAUCCCUCAGUAUGUCUCGAGAUGCCUCUGUAUUUCAAGAUGAGAGCAAUAUGUCUGUCCUGGAUAUUCCCACCGCCACUCCAGAAAAGCAGGUGACACAGAUGCACCAGGGCCGAGGUAGGCUGGGCGAGGAAGACUCUGAUGUAGAUAUUGAAGGGUAUGAUGAUGAGGAGGAGGAGGAUGGGAAACCUAAGACUCCAGCCCCAGAAGGUGAAGAUGCAGAUGGUGAUCUUGGAGAUGAAGAGGAAGGAACUGUGCAACAGCCUCAAGCCAGUGUCCUAUAUGAGGAUUUGCUUAUGUCUGAGGGAGAAGAUGAUGAGGAAGAUGCUGGGAGUGAUGAAGAAGGAGAUAACCCUUUCUCUGCUAUCCAGUUGAGUGAAAGUGGGAGUGACUCUGAUGUGGGAUCUGGUGGGAUAAGACCCAAGCAGCCCCGCGUGCUUCAGGAGAACACAAGGAUGGGCAUGGAAAAUGAAGAAAGCUUGAUGUCCUAUGAGGGAGACGGUGGGGAGGCUUCUCAUGGUUUGGAGGAUAGCAACAUCAGUUAUGGGAGCUAUGAGGAGCCUGAUCCCAAGUCGAACACCCAAGACACAAGCUUCAGCAGCAUCGGUGGGUAUGAGGUAUCAGAGGAGGAAGAAGAUGAGGAGGAGGAAGAGCAGCGUUCUGGGCCGAGCGUACUAAGCCAGGUCCACCUGUCAGAGGACGAGGAGGACAGUGAGGAUUUCCACUCCAUUGCUGGGGACAGUGACUUGGACUCUGAUGAAUGAGGCUUCCUUUGGGUCUCCUUGGUCAGCCUUCCCUGUUCUCCAGCCUAGGUGAUUCACCUUUCCCCCAUUUGUUUAUAUUUGUACAGUGUCUGAUCCUGAAGUCACCAGAUUAACACCUUAGCCUUUAAAAAAUAGUAAAUGAUAAUAAAUUGGCUCUCCUGAUCUUCCUGGGGCAGUGCCACUGUUUGAUUUAAAACCAAGUACCCCCUACCCUCUACCGCUAACAAAAAGUGAGCAGUCUCCUCCUUCUCCAGUGCCCUCCUUUACCUCCACCUAUUGCUUUUGGCAUCGUUUUUUUUCUAGGAGAAGGAGGAGAAAUUAUGAAAGAACUAAUAGCUUUCUGUCCUCUUGAUGUAUUAGAAAAUUUCCAUGCAUGGUAUCGUCUCAGUUUUCUAAUUUGCAGGCCGGAACAGGUGACAGCCCCCAUGCUGGGGCAGAGACUUGAGUUCUGGUGGACCCUGUGCCACACUAAAAACAUAAAGCUAUUGGACAAACUGCCCAUUAUUGUAUUAUUUAUUUGACUAUACAAUGCCUUGUUCCUAAAUGGAUUGGAGGCAAACGGCUAUAAAUUUUUGAAACAGCCUGUAUAUCAGAAAUGAUACGUUGCCAUGUAAAUGUGUUCUGUCCCUCCCCCACCAGGGAAAACAGUAGGGAAAUGGUUAAGUUCCUUAGGGAGAAGACUGUGUCUUCCGUUUCUUUUCAUGCUUAGGAUGUGGUUCUGCGAAGAGUAGGCACACAGUAAAUUUUCCUAGAAUCAUAAAAUCCUCAACAGAUUUGUUAUUGAGCAUCUGCUCAAUGAUAAGCUCUCUGUCAGAUCCUUGGGAUGCAGCGUUAAAUAAGACACAUUCCUUUUACCCAAAGAGCUCACCAUCAAGUUGGGGGAGGGGGUUGGAAUUCAAAACAUGGUGAUAAAUCAUUACUGUGAGAUAAGUGCAAUUAAGAAGCUAGAUAUAAAGUAUAGGGGAGACAGAGGCGUGAUUAUGUCUGAAAAAGUCGGAGAAGUCUUCCUAGAGGUAAUUUUUAAGCUGAUGGUUGAAGAUCCAGUAGGAGCUUGCCAGAUGGAAAAGUCCAGGCAGAGUGUAACACGAAGUGGAAAGGCUGAAGUCUAGAAAUAGCAGAGUGUGUUCCUAGUUUGUUUGUUUGUUUGUUUGUUUGUUUGUUUGUACCUGCCUUGUUCCAGAAGGAUUUAAGGUGGUUUAUGUUCCAGUCCUUUAAUCCUGAAAUGAAUGGCUAGAGAUGUGACUGGAAGAUGGACAGGAAGCUUAUCACCAAGAGCUUUGAGUUUGAUACUUAAUGUGCAUGAAUUUUAUAUUAUAAGAAAUGAAGCGCUUGAGUGGAAUAAUAUAAUCAGACUUGUGAUUUAGAAAUUUUCUGUAUAAUGAAUGAAAGGAAAUCGAAGAAUCAUAUGUAACAAGUGUGAUCCCAUUUUUGUAAAUGACAAAACCAUGUGCGUAUAUUUAUAUGUGCUUAUAUAUAUUUGUAAAUGCAAAGGAAAAGGUCUGAAAGGAUAUAUGCAAAACUGUUGACAGUGAUAACCUCUGGGGAAUGGGAUUGGAGGGGAUGGGGGCUAUAUGAUUGUUUGUGUACUGGGUCGAGUAUUGUGCUUUUAUUUCUGUAUUGUUUGAAUUUUUUUACAAGAAUGUAUUUUUGUAAUAAAAUUUUUUUUAAAUUCCA